Nyctereutes procyonoides (raccoon dog) is the source of this 2183-nucleotide messenger RNA. RefSeq names its product odontogenesis associated phosphoprotein (gene ODAPH). The coding region runs from base 10 to 534 and encodes 174 amino acids. The transcript has 2 exons. Lineage: Eukaryota; Metazoa; Chordata; Mammalia; Carnivora; Canidae. Gene Ontology annotation, biological process: positive regulation of enamel mineralization. The record is from RefSeq and is a predicted model, not a curated record.
GUAGAAGCCAUGACUUACAGACUGUGCUUCUCCUACUGGCUAUUGGUCUGCUGGGUGCUGGUAACUGUGGCAGAAGGACAGAGAGAGGGAGCCACCCCUCCUGGAGGCUCACAAGAUAAUGGAGGUGCUACAGACUGCCAAGUCUUCACACUCACCCCUCCACCCCCCAGGAGGAACCCGGUGACAAGGAUCCAGCUCAUCACAAAGACACUCAAGUAUCCCUUUCAUUCCUUUCCACAACAAGGGCCUAGAGUCCAUAUUAGGUUUCCAAACAGACCUUUCCUUCCUCAGAAGUACAACCACUUAUUUCAGUUUCGUCCAGGUUUUUGGCCACAUGAUUGCUUUACUCCUCAUUAUAAAUAUUUUCCCACACGAAGGCUCUGGAGAGGAAGCUCAUCUGAGGAAAGCAGAGAGAAAAGAGAAGUCCCAAAUAUGCUGAAGCCAAAGAAGCCAAUGCCUCAGAGAAGAUUGCUGCUUUCUUCUUCCAAACUAAAAUGCUUGAACUUGAAGAUGAAGUAUCUUAAACUAGACUAGAAAUUGUUCUUCUUGUCAGCAGAGUUUAUAGGUUAUUCAUGUUUGCAAAAUGGCAGCAAUAAUCGCAUUACUCUUAUCCCCAACUUUUUAAAAUCACAGGAUAUUUGUGCAAAUAAAAUCCUAAAAUAGGUGGUUCCAAGAAUUCCUAUAUAUCCUGAGAGACCAGAAGAAUAAGUCCUCCCUUCUAAAUUAAAGUGAAAAGCAUUUAAAUACAUUGAUAUAGACCAAUGAAGACAUUAAUGACACCCUUUUACUCACUGGAAAACUUACAGAGCAGGACACAUUUACAAAGUGAACUUUAAAGGAAAUUGCAGAAAACUGAAAGUUUUAUUUUAUUCUCUGGCAAUGGUGUAGAUAGUGGUUAUUUAUUCAUUUGGGUCUUUUUAAUUGACAUAACAUUAUAUUAGUUUCAGAUGUUCAAUGUGAUGAUUCCAUAUUUGUAUAUAUUGCAAAAUAAUCACAGUAAAUCUGUUUAACAACUAUUACAGUACAUAGUUAUAAUUUAUUUUCUUAUGAGAACUUUCAAGAUCCAUUCAGUUUUCUAACAACAAAAGAAUUAUAAACAUUAAAGCAAAACAAAGUUAUGGGGAGACUGACUAAUACCUCGAAGGUAUCAUAAACCAAACUACCUAAUUUAAAAAAAAUUUUUUAAUCAUAAAAUCUAAAGUUACAUUAGUAUUGACUUUCUAAGCAACCAGCGCAAAUUAGUUUGUGUUUCUCACUGUUCGUCACGUUAUCAUUGUACGGAUACUAGUUGAGAUUAUAUAGUUCCCUUAAAACUUUCAAUAUGGUUCUAGGCGCACAAGCCUGAUUUAAAGUUUACAUGGAUGUUCUGGUAACUCCAGAGCUCCACAGACAUGAAUUCAUUCAACUAUAGGAACCUGAGGAUGCAACAGAAGUAAGCAAUCCCACUGACUGUGUUCACUGGGUAUCACUGUAGCCAUUCCCUAAACAACUGCCUCCUGUUGGUGCCGCUCACCUUGCCUAUAACAUAAGAACUUGGCUUUUGCAUAUGAUGUCAGUGGUUUACACCAGUUCCUCCCAAGAAUUGCAUGCAAAAGUUGCUGCUGCUGCUUCAACAAAGGAAAAAAGGAACACGGAGACAUGAGGACGCUGGGAGUGUUGUCUGGGAAAUGGAGAGACUCAGAAAACCACCAUGCUGUUCUGCUUUAUGAAAAGAUAAAAAGGAAAAAAAUAGUUUCCUUCACUCACUUCAGAGCAACUUUUCUUAUAUGGACAGAUAUUUGCUUCAAAAGUACAGGCUUAAGUAAAAUCUGGAUUUGAAAUUUCCGCUAAGAAACUGUAGUUUGUAAUAUAUUUGCUUUCUCUCUGAUUAAUGGGGCAUAACCAGAAAAGGGCCAAUCUGGGGACACCUGGGUGGCUCCACUGGUUAAACAGCUGCCUUUGGCACAGGUCAUGAUCCCAGAGUCCUGGGAAAGAGCCAUGGGUGAGAUGGGGGCGGGAGGGGGGCCCUGCUCAGUUGGGAGCCUGCUUUUCCUUCUCCCUCUGCCCCUCCUCCUGCUCAUGUAUGUUCUCUUUCUCUUUCUCUCUCAAAUAAAAUCUUUACAAAAAAAUACGGUGAUGCUAGGGCAUGAACUCCGCACUCCACACCGAGUGCGUUUAAGAGUUUCUCUCCCUGUCCCUCUGCC